AUGAAAGCAUAACAUCUUAUGUUCGUUUGCCUUCUCAUUAUGUUUGCAUCUGCAUAACUCACACCUAUUAAAACUGAAGAAGAAAUCAAGAUCGAUUUAAGUUCGGAUGACAAAUUGGAAAUUAAAGGAAGAGAUGAUAUCAAGCCAAAUAAAAUAUUCAAUAAAUUAUAUGAGGUUGAUUAAGAAGCAUAUGAUCACAUGAAAAAUUCAUUCAAGAAUGUAGUGCAUCUUGUAUUUGAAAAAGAGGAAGAGGAAUCAUAAGUAAAACUACUUAACUCAGUUAUUGAAAAUGUUAAUUUUACUAAAGUGGAUGUGAUAUUCGUUAAAAGCCCUGCUGGAUUAAUUGAAUCAGAUAAAGGAAUUCUUGUCAAGAACUUUGAUAAUUUCUAUUGGAUUCGCAAUUAUGAGAAUCUCCAAGCUUAGAUCUUUGACAUAAUUAAUCCUAAAAUUGAAUUCUUGUAAACAGAAGAAGAUGUCGACAAAUAUUUCAGCCUAAACAAUUUGAAUUCAUUAGUCCUUCUGCCUGAUAAUUACUCAUUCAGAGACUAAAUUAUUGAGGAUCUUGAAGCAUUAAUUAGAAAUGGAGAUCUAAAAGAAGCCAGAAUCCAUGGGUUGAAAGGCUACAAUUAGAAUUAUAAGAAUUUUACAGCUCCCACCUUAAUAUUGCACAAGGGAAAUGGCAAAUUUGAAUAAUAUGAAUAUAAUCUGACUUACACUGACUAAAUUUUGGAUUUCUUUUAUUUAGAGAGCUUAGAUUUAGUAAAUAGAUUGGAUGAAGACAAUUAUGCAAGGGUAUUUGGAGGACCAAUUCAAACUCAAGUUCAUCUAUUGAUUAAGGGCAUUUUUAGACAAGAUUUAUUUAAUGCUUACUAUUGGGCUGCUUAAAAUAACAAAGUGAAUGAUUUAAAAUAUCAUCGUUUGAUCUUUACUUAUUCCACAUUUGAAGAGAAUCCAAGCUUAUGGUCCUUAUUUGAUUUUGAUGAAUCUACAAAGACUCCUCAACUUGUCAUUACAGAAACCAACUUUAGAAAAUAUCAAUUACAAAAAUAUAUUUGCCAGUCUGAAACUCUAAAUCAAGAAACCAUUUAAUAAUUUAUUGAUGACUUUAGAAAUAAGAACCUUACAGAAUUUUACAAAUCAGAACCUGCUCCUGUAUACACAGAAAAUUAAGACAUUUAUAAAAUUGUAGGAUCAACAUUUUCAUAAGAGGUUCUCAAUAAAGGAAAGAAUGUGUUACUAUUGUUUUGGGAUUCAAAAAACAAAGAUUUGUUCGACGAUUAUUUCCAACUUCUGAAUGACUUUUCAUUAAUUUAAAAUAAGGAAAAGAUUAAAAUUGGUCACAUUGAUCUUGCAAAUAAUGAACAUCCUAAAAUCACUGUGGAUUCUGUUCCAAAAUUAGUGUUGUACUUAGCUGCUGAUAAAAAGGCACCAAAAGAAUAUUUAAAGAGCUCAAACCUAGUUAUUCCUGAACUUAAAGCUUGGUUGGAUUAUUAUAUUGGAGAUGGUAUUGCAUAUAAAAAAGAAAAAACUGAUUUAUGA
Messenger RNA from Paramecium tetraurelia, 1539 nucleotides. RefSeq lists its product as uncharacterized. NCBI's taxonomy places the organism in Eukaryota, Ciliophora, Oligohymenophorea, Peniculida, Parameciidae. Gene Ontology annotation, cellular component: endoplasmic reticulum. Gene Ontology annotation, biological process: response to endoplasmic reticulum stress; protein folding. Gene Ontology annotation, molecular function: protein disulfide isomerase activity. The record is from RefSeq and is a predicted model, not a curated record. The transcript has 4 exons.